Molecule: messenger RNA, 1248 nt
Organism: Aureobasidium vineae
Lineage: Eukaryota; Fungi; Ascomycota; Dothideomycetes; Dothideales; Saccotheciaceae
Source: the annotation of a GenBank genome assembly
GAGGCAGCCAUGGCCGACGGCAACAGAUCAACGUUGAAGGAGUUCGUUGCAAGUAUAUCGACAAUCAAAGGCGACGUCUCGAACAUCACCGCGCCCCCGUUCCUAUUGGCGUCUCAAUCUACUGUCGAAUUUCCUUCCUACUGGUGUGAGAGACCUCAGCUCUUAUGUGCUCCAGCAUCAGAGCCUGAUGCUCAAAAACGCUGUUUACUUGUACUGAAGUGGUUCCUGGCAAGUCUGAAGCGUCAGCAAUAUGCAGGCAGGGAUGAGAGCGCGGGAGUCAAGAAGCCAUUAAAUGCUUUUCUGGGUGAAGUGUUCAUGGGAGCUUGGGGCGGUGCGGAUGGAGAAGGGCGGACGUGUCUGAUCUCCGAGCAAGUCAGCCAUCAUCCGCCGGUCACGGCCUGCUACCUUUGGAACGAUGAAAAAGGCGUCAGAGUAUGUCUCGAAUAUUUCCCAGUGCUCCCCGCCACUAACACAGGAACCAGNGCUGAAGGAUACGCUUGCCAGAACAUCACCUUCUCUGGCACCGUCAACAUCAAGCAAAUUGGCCAUGCAAUUAUCCACCUCGACAAGUGGGACGAAGACUACCUUAUCCCUCUACCAUCUGUGAAAGUCUCUGGAUUGAUUACCGGAACGCCAUACCCGGAACUGGUCGGCAGCUACGACAUCGUCUCAUCAUCCGGCUAUGUCGCCACGGUGGACUUCUCUGGCAAGCGCCUACUGGGUUUGGCUGGCAAAAAGAACGGUCUACAUGCGGCAGUCUACGCUGCUGAGGAUAGCGGUCGCAAACAUCCAAUCUACACGCUAGACGGUACUUGGAACGAUCUCUUCACGAUCCGCGACGAAAAGGCUGGUUCUGUGAUUGAAGAGUUCGACACCAACGCCCACCCACCACUUCCUGUCCAAGUCCCAGACGAGUCCACUCUCGACCCUUACGAGAGUAGGAAGGCUUGGGGUCCAACUAUAUCAGCUUUGAACUCUGGGAACAUGCAAGCAGCCGCCGAUGCGAAAAGCAAGGUCGAGCAAGGUCAACGCGAGAUGAGAAAGCAAGAGGAGAGCGAAGGCAAGACUUGGACUCCUCUGUUUUUCCAAAAAGUGCAGAGCGAACCAAGACUUGAGAACUUGAAGAGACUGGCACAUGGAGAUGCAGAGAUGGGUGGUGCUCAAGGGGUCUGGCGUUGGGUAGGUAAUGAGAAGGCCGAACAAGUCGAUAGACCUUUCCAUGGUGAUUUGGUGCCAUGGUUGAUUUGA